Molecule: messenger RNA, 3360 nt
Organism: Equus quagga
Lineage: Eukaryota; Metazoa; Chordata; Mammalia; Perissodactyla; Equidae
Gene: PLA2G6
Product: phospholipase A2 group VI
Exons: 17
Coding region: 173-2683 (836 amino acids)
Biological process (GO): positive regulation of ceramide biosynthetic process; cardiolipin acyl-chain remodeling
Cellular component (GO): mitochondrion
Molecular function (GO): protein binding
Source: RefSeq, a predicted model, not a curated record
CUUCCCAAACCUCUUCCGCGCCCCAGGCGCUGUGGUCUCCACCCGGCCCUUCGUUGGGAUCUAUCCCGUGUUCCCGAUUCUGAGGUCCCUCCAGGCCCAGAAUCGGGAACAGCGCCGGUGGGGUGCCAUCUGGGUGUCUGUGCAGGAACCCGCUGCACCUGGUGAGGUGGGCAUGGGAGACCGGGCACAGCUGACCAGAGACCCCAUUUUCUUCCAGACUGAGGGGGAAGGCGGUGGGGCCUCCGCACCUGCCCCGCGGAAGAUGCAGUUUUUCGGCCGCCUGGUUAAUACCCUCAAUAGCGUCAGCAACUUGUUCUCAAACCCAUUCCGGGUGAAGGAGGUGGCUGUGGCCGACUACUCCUCGAGCAACCGGGUCCGGGAGGAAGGGCAGCUGAUUCUGUUCCAGAACACUUUGCACCGCACCUGGGACUGCGUCCUGGUCAACCCCAGGAACUCGAAGAGUGGAUUCCGACUCUUCCAGCUGGAGGUGGAGGCCGAUGCCCUGGUGAACUUCCAGCAGUAUUCUUCCCUGUUGCCGCCCUUCUAUGAGAGCUCCAGCCAAGUCCUGCACGCCGAGGUCCUGCAGCAGCUGAGCGACCUCAUCCGCAACCACCCCAGCUGGUCGGUGGCCCACUUGGCGGUGGAGUUGGGGAUCCGAGAGUGCUUCCAUCACAGCCGCGUCAUCAGCUGCGCCAAUAGUGUGGAGAAUGAGGGGGGCUGCACCCCCCUGCACCUGGCCUGCCGCAAGGGUGACGGGGAGAUCCUGGUGGAGCUGGUACAAUACUGCCACGCCCAGAUGGACGUCACCGAUAACAGCGGAGAGACUGCCUUCCAUUACGCUGUCCGGGGUGACAAUUCCCAGGUGCUACAGCUCCUAGGGAAGAAUGCCUCAGCUGGCCUGAACCAGGCCAAUAACCAAGGGCAGACGCCACUGCACCUGGCCUGCCAGCUGGGGAAGCAGGAGAUGGUCCGUGUGCUCCUGCUGUGCAAUGCUCGCUGCAACAUCAUGGGGCCCGGCGGCUGCCCCAUCCACACAGCUAUGAAGUUCUCCCAGAAGGGGUGUGCUGAAAUGAUCAUCAGCAUGGACAGCAACCAGAUCCACAGCAAAGACCCCCACUAUGGAGCCAGCCCCCUCCACUGGGCCAAGAACGCGGAGAUGGCCCGCAUGCUGCUGAAACGGGGCUGCGACGUGAACAACACCAGCUCUGCAGGGAACACAGCCUUGCAUGUGGCCGUGAUGCGCAACCGCUUCGACUGCGUCAUGGUGUUGCUGACCCACGGGGCCCACGCCGAUGCCCGCGGAGAGCACGGCAACACGCCGCUGCACCUGGCUAUGUCGAAAGACAACGUGGAGAUGGUCAAGGCCCUCAUUGUGUUUGGAGCAGAGGUGGACACCCCAAAUGACUCUGGGGAGACUCCUGCCUUACUAGCCUCCAAGAUCAGCAAACUUGUCACUAGGAAGGCGCUCUUAACUCUGCUGAGAACUGUAGGGGCCGACUGCCAGUUGCCACUCGUCUCGGUGGUCCCCGUGCAGCAGGGCUCCGCGGCAGCACACCACCGCGUCUCCCUGGAAAGAUCUCAGCCCCCACCGAUCAGCUUAAAUAACCUAGAACUGCAGGACCUCAUGCACAUCUCCCGGGCCCGGAAGCCGACAUUCAUCCUGAGCUCCAUGCGGGACGAGAAGCGGACCCAUGACCACUUGCUCUGCCUGGACGGCGGGGGUGUGAAAGGCCUGGUCAUCAUCCAGCUCCUCAUCGCCAUCGAGAAGGCCUCAGGCAUCGCCACCAAGGACCUCUUUGACUGGGUGGCAGGGACCAGCACCGGGGGCAUCCUGGCCCUGGCCAUUCUGCACAGCAAGUCCAUGGCCUACAUGCGGUGCUUGUACUUCCGCAUGAAGGAUGAGGUGUUCCGGGGCUCGCGGCCCUAUGAGUCGGGGCCCCUGGAGGAGUUCCUGAAGCGGGAGUUUGGAGAGCACACCAAGAUGACGGACGUCAAGAAGCCCAAGGUGAUGCUGACGGGGACGCUGUCGGACCGGCAGCCCGCUGAACUUCACCUCUUCCGGAAUUACGAGGCUCCGGAGUGUGUGCGGGAGCCUCGGUUCAGCCAGAAUAUUAACCUGAAGCCUCCAACGCAGCCCUCAGACCAGCUGGUGUGGCGGGCAGCCCGAAGCAGUGGGGCAGCCCCCACCUACUUCCGGCCCAACGGGCGCUUCCUGGAUGGCGGGCUGCUAGCCAACAACCCCACGCUGGACGCCAUGACCGAGAUCCAUGAGUACAACCAGGACCUGAUCCGCAAGGGCCAGGACAGCAAGGUGAAGAAGCUCUCAGUCGUCGUCUCUCUGGGGACAGGGAGGUCCCCGCAGGUGCCCGUGACCUGUGUGGAUGUCUUCCGUCCCAGCAACCCCUGGGAACUGGCCAAGACUGUUUUUGGGGCCAAGGAACUGGGCAAGAUGGUGGUGGACUGUUGCACAGAUCCAGAUGGGCGGGCCGUGGACCGCGCCCGGGCCUGGUGCGAGAUGGUCGGCAUCCAGUACUUCAGAUUGAACCCCCAGCUGGGGACGGAUAUCAUGCUGGACGAGAUCAACGACUCGGUGCUGGUCAACGCCCUCUGGGAGACAGAGGUCUACAUCCAUGAGCACCGGGAGCAGUUCCAGAAGCUCAUCCAGCUGCUGCUCUCGCCGUGAGGCCACCAAGCCCCCAGCCGCCCCCACCCCACCCACCUGCCCAGCCCCUGCUGGGGAGGCCUGGCGAGCUGGUCAGGGCUGGGCCCAGGCAGCUCCAUGUCCACAGACCGGCCUCAGAGGGGCCAGGCUUCCUGCCCGAGGCUGCUCCUGAGGCCUCUCUCCCCUCGGUCCCCACCUUCUGGCACUUUUUGUCAUUCCAGGCUUACAAAGCCUAGAGCCUCACUCUGGCCUCUCCCUGACUGCCAAGGACAACUGACUCUCAGGCCCGUUGCCCUGUCGGCUCUAACACUAAGGGCGCCCGGGCCUGUCCCCAGCCCUGCCUUGCCCAAGCCCGGCCUCCCAGAGGGCCCUGGGCUCUUCUAGAUCCCCGGGGGAGUGCAGCGACCCCUGCCACCCUCUGCCCUCUUCCCUGGGAGCAGGGCUGAAGCAGGGGCUGUCGCCCACCCCGUCAGCAGGGGAAACCCAGGCUCCAGGAGUUGGAGCCCCAUUCGACUUUGCUCCUCAACACACGCCCAGCCACCUGCACCCCUCAGAGCUGCCCCACCCCGCGAGCUCUCCUCAGCUCUCAAAGGUCACUCCUAUGACUUAAGUUAUUUUUCCCGACAGGACGUGGUUUAUGAUGGGGAGGGGCGCCAGGGGCUGCCUGCAAACUGUGAAAUAAACUGUCUGAUCCCAGG